This is a messenger RNA of Vidua chalybeata, 3418 nucleotides long. RefSeq names its product SRY-box transcription factor 8 (gene SOX8). Gene Ontology annotation, biological process: peripheral nervous system development; negative regulation of transcription by RNA polymerase II; morphogenesis of an epithelium. The transcript is spliced from 3 exons. Bases 261 to 1670 code for a protein of 469 amino acids. Lineage: Eukaryota; Metazoa; Chordata; Aves; Passeriformes; Viduidae. Gene Ontology annotation, cellular component: nucleus. The record is from RefSeq and is a predicted model, not a curated record. Gene Ontology annotation, molecular function: DNA-binding transcription factor activity, RNA polymerase II-specific; RNA polymerase II cis-regulatory region sequence-specific DNA binding.
GCGGGCAGCGCGGGGCCCCGGCGGCGGCGGCGGCAGGACCGGCUGCGGAGCAAGGCGGGGGGAAACGCGGAUUUUGAGCUGAGUUUUGAGCGUUUCGCGUCCUUUUUUUUUUUUUUUUUUUUUUUUUUUUUUUUCCCUUCUAGAACUUCUUGUUUUUUAACUCGUUUCCCCGCGGCGCCCCGCGGAGGGUGCGCGGCCCCCCCCCCCGCCAGCCCCGGGCGGGCAACAGCGCGCGGCCGGCCCGGCUCUGCCGCCCGCCGAUGCUCAACAUGACCGAGGAGCACGACAAAGCGCUGGAGGCUCCGUGCAGCCCCGCGGGCACCACCAGCUCCAUGUCCCACGUGGACUCGGACUCGGACUCGCCGCUCUCCCCCGCCGGCUCCGAGGGGCUGGGCUGCGCCCCCGCGCCCGCCCCGCGCCCGCCGGGCGCCGCCGCGCUGGGGGCCAAGGUGGACGCGGCCGAGGUGGACGAGCGCUUCCCCGCCUGCAUCCGCGACGCCGUCUCGCAGGUGCUCAAGGGCUACGACUGGAGCCUGGUGCCCAUGCCCGUCCGCGGCAACGGAUCGCUCAAAGCCAAGCCGCACGUCAAGCGGCCCAUGAACGCCUUCAUGGUGUGGGCGCAGGCCGCCCGCAGGAAGCUGGCGGACCAGUACCCGCAUCUGCACAACGCCGAGCUCAGCAAGACCCUGGGCAAGCUCUGGCGUUUGUUGAGCGAAAACGAGAAACGUCCCUUCGUGGAGGAAGCCGAGCGGCUCAGGGUGCAGCACAAAAAGGAUCACCCGGAUUACAAAUACCAGCCCCGGAGGAGGAAAAGCGUCAAAGCCGGGCAGAGCGACUCGGACUCGGGGGCUGAGCUCAGCCACCACGCCGGCACGCAGCUCUACAAGGCCGACACGGGGCUGGGGGGCAUGGCCGACUCCCACCACCACGGGGACCACACAGGCCAGCCCCACGGACCCCCCACGCCGCCCACCACCCCCAAAACCGACCUGCACCACGGCAGCAAGCAGGAGCUGAAGCACGAGGGCCGGCGCCUGGUGGAGAGCGGCCGCCAGAACAUCGACUUCAGCAACGUGGACAUCUCGGAGCUGAGCAGCGAGGUCAUCAACAACAUGGAGACCUUCGACGUGCACGAGUUCGACCAGUACCUGCCCCUGAACGGCCACGCGGCGCUGCCGGCCGAGCACGGCGCCAACGCCGCCUCCUACGGCGCCUCCUACGCGCACUCGGGCGCGGCCGCCCAGGUGUGGACUCACAAGAGCCCGGCCGCGGCCUCGCCGGCGGCGCCCGAGCCGGGCCAGCAGCGGCCUCACAUCAAGACGGAGCAGCUGAGCCCCAGCCACUACAGCGAGCAGCCCCACGGCUCCCCGGCCCACUCCGACUCCUACGGCUCCUACGGCGGCCAGGCCUGCGCCACCUCGGCCGCCCCGGCCGCCGCCGCCGCCGCCUCCUCCUUCUCCAGCUCGCAGUGCGACUACACGGACCUGCAGAGCUCCAACUACUACAACCCCUACCCCGGCUACGCCUCCAGCCUCUACCAGUACCCCUAUUUCCACUCCUCGCGCCGCCCCUACGCCACCCCCAUCCUCAACGGGCUGUCCAUCCCGCCGGCGCACAGCCCCACCGCCAACUGGGAGCAGCCCGUGUACACCACGCUGACCAGGCCUUAAAGGAUUCCCGGAGCCUCCCGAGGCUUCCCUGGAAUUAUGCACUAAUGAAGGAAUGAGGAGGAAGAGCGUGGAGUGUUCCAAAGUGCCUCCUGAGCCGCUGGGAACUUUUCUGCUGGUCGCCGCCUUGCUUCGAAACUCCCCGAAAGGACGCAGCUCUGUUCUUUUAUUUUUUUUUUUUUUUUCUUUGAUCUGUAGGGUUUAAGAAAUUCAAAAGAACUAAGGGGGGGAAAAAAAAAAAAAAAAACCAACAAAAAACAAAACCACCAACCAAACAAAGGACAAAAAAAUUAAAAGUAAGAGGAAAAAAAAAAACAAACAACAAAAAACAAAAGGAAAAGGACCGGCGAUGCCUUUUGAGUAAAUGAAGGACAAAAUGUUGGACUGAGCCGAACUCGCUCGGCCUGGAAGUUUGGCCAAGUGCAAAACGUGGAGCAGGGGUGGACAGAGAGAGGGGGGGGAGACAAAACAACAACAAAAAAGCUGUUUGAGACUUUCAGGGUCUAUUGCAAUGUGAGGAACGGACCAACCUUGAGGGCAGGAACUCACUGGGACCAACAGGGAUGAGCCCCGAAAUCCCAGAAAAAUCCCGUGGGAAGAGUCUGAUGGGACCAACCAGUUCAGUGUCUGAAGUGUUUGUUGAUUUAUUAUUUUUUUUUUUUUUUUUUAGUCAGGAGUUUUUCCAAGCAAGGUUUGGCUGUAAUUAACAUUUUGUUUUGGGUUUUUUUUCUUUUUUUUUUUUUGUUUUUGGAAGCUUCAAAUGGUUUUGGUUGUUUUGUUUUCGUUUUUUUUUUUUUUUUAAUCUGUUAAAUAUGUAUUUAUGUUCUGUAUUAUUUUGUCUUUUAAUUAAUGAAGUCAUUUUGUGCAAAACGGAAAAAAAAGUAGAAUUUUUAAAAGAUUUUAAAGACGGGGGAGGGAGCCUAAAAAAAAUAGUGGAGAUGAUACAAUAAACUGGUGUUAUGAGUCUAUAGAUUUUCCUUGGUUUUUGGGUUUUUUUCAUUUUGGAACCGCUGCAGGAGCCGUGCUGGAGAGAGGGACUGAAGGAAUCCGCCUGGAAACUCCAAUGGGAAUGUCAAAUAACCAGGGGGGGGAAUUACUAAUUCAAUUGGGAGGCUCAAAUGCUGCCUGAAAAGGGCAGGUGAUUUUCUGGCCACCUGUUUUGGGCUGUUAAAAUCGGAUUUCAGGAGUCUUCGGAGGCUUUCAGAACCAGGACUACUUUAAAGGAGCUGUAAUUCCAUGAGAAACCAUCGACUUCUGCUUUAAUUUUGGCUUCUAGGGACCAGAUAUCAUCCAUCAAGCUGUGAAACUAAAAAUCUCCUCCACUAAAAAAAUGGGUUUAGGGUACUUAGUUUUUAGACUAAUAUUUCAUUGAUAUAUUUCUACUUCUUCCAUUGUAUGCUGAGCAUAUAAAUAACCAUCUAUUUUAUGGGAACUCGUGCCUUUAAAAGCCUUUGUAAAUCUAAACCCACCUUUCAGAGGUUAUUCAUCUUUUUACCUUUUCUACGUUUCCUACUCUUUUUUCUAAAAAAUAUUUUUUUGCAUAUUUCCUUUCGUGGGGAGGGGAGGGGAGGGACACGCUGGGCUGGGGGAAAAGACAAAAAAAGCUCAUUUUUAUGCAAUCUAUUUUUCUGUAUAAAGUUUGAAAGACUUCUGGUUGUUACUGAUCUGUUCUCUUCACUCGCUUCUGACUAAGCAAUGCUAACUUUUGUACAGAUCCAUUUGAUAAAAUUAAAAAAAGUGCUUUUUAUCAA